This is a messenger RNA of Ceraceosorus guamensis, 4141 nucleotides long. RefSeq lists its product as hypothetical. NCBI's taxonomy places the organism in Eukaryota, Fungi, Basidiomycota, Exobasidiomycetes, Ceraceosorales, Ceraceosoraceae. The transcript is spliced from 4 exons. The record is from RefSeq and is a predicted model, not a curated record. The coding region runs from base 163 to 3804 and encodes 1213 amino acids.
UCAUCCUUUGCGACUCCUAAGCAUCGUCACCACUUUUCUCAACUUCUUCUGGCAUCUUUUGAUAGGUCGCCUAUGCGCAGAGCAUGAGCACAGCUUCGAAGGUGCGGUAGGACCUGGAGAUUGCCGGUCGGCUCUGCCUGCUUGUGGCCAACAGCAUCAGACAUGCAGUCCUCGAUCCCUUUGCACCCACUACGAGAGGACACGGAUCGGCAAGCGCAGAGGACACUAGAAACCAGCAAUGCUAGGGAUGUAUCUGUACUGCAGGAACGACCCCGACGGCGUGCAGGUGCUGGCGUCGAAGCCGUUCGGAGGGGGGAGCACGCGGGGGCUGAAUCCUCGAUUGAUCCAGAGCGAGAGGCGAGGCGACAGCGAUUCGAGAGCUCGACAAGCAAAGGGACUGCGCCGCAUGAACAGGAGACAAAGGAAGGCUCACCCCACCUUGAGCCGCAAAAGCCCAAGAACAGCCUCAAUGCUCUGCGCUUGCUUCCUCCCAUGAUCGCGUGGACUGUGCCCGUGCUCACAAGCUGGGCAAAAUUCAAGCCAGUACUCCGCUCUGCCAUCGUAGCUUGGAUCUGCUUAUUGCUGAUGGUGAUCGAGCCCAUCGAGCGUCAACUCGGCAACGCGAGCUUCUUGCUGCUCGUCGGCGUCUUCAUUCAACCUUGCGAACUGCCAGUGGUGGCAGUGAUCGAGCGAGAAAUCUUCACACUGGGACUGCUGCUCAUCGCUUGGGCUUGGUCUUGCCUCGGCACGGCUAUCGCUGUUCAGGCCCGCACGUAUCAGUUGGCUCCGACGGAGGCUCCUUUGGCCUCCAUCUUCUCUGGAGAUUAUAUACAGGGCGGGGAAGCGGUCAUAUGCGGCUUCUUUCUGUCCAUCGGUGCUGCUGCUCUGCUCUACCUCAAGGUACGCUUCGGGCCCUCACCUUUCCUGUUUGCGGCGAUCCUGUCGUGCAUCUGCUUGGAUGUAGCGUUGGGUUAUCAACCCUUGUUUCCAUACCCUGAUUACAUGCUAGCCACGACCAUCAUCAAGCCACUGGCACUCAAGGCUGCGGUCAAUAUUGUCGUCGCGCUGUUCUUCUUCCCGAAGAGCGUCAACAGCAGCUUUGCCGACAAGCUCGUGGCAGUCCUGGCACCCAUGCGUGACGCAGCUAGGAGCCAAAUUGAACUGCUGCAGCAAAGUCCUCUGGAUCCUGACUUCAAUUUUACCCAAGUCCACGACCUGAUGACCAAGAGUGAAGGCGGGAUCUUGGCACUCGUUGGAGCUGGCCGGCUUCUCACCCGCGAAGUGAGCUUUGGCGUUGCGAGCGGACAGGAUUUGAGCAGUCUUAUCGCACUGGUUCGCGCCCUCAUGAGCCCUAUGGACGGCAUGGCCUACUAUUAUCGGCUCAUACGUGCAGAUAUGAAGCAUGACCGUUUUCCGCACCUUUGUCAACAGCCUGGCUUCGAGGAUGAGAGCCAUGGUCAGCAAAGUCGGCCUGCAUCGCGAGCCCCGAGCAGACCUGCCACGCCGGGAAUAGAAGGUCCGCAACCUUUUCAGGAUGUCUCGCACGCCGACAAGGCUGCCCACCGUCCAUCCUCUUUGGCGCCUUUUGCGGCUCGAGAGAAGGGCAGCUCCUCGACUUCCACUCCUCGUUCGUCGCAAGAUAGCUCCGGCAACACACGUCAGGCUCAUCACGGCGCGUUCCUACCGCGACUCGCUCACCUCCACCUUCCUAGAUCACGCCAUCAUAGUCCAGAGCCAGCUCCGAGGGUAGGGGCAUGGGAGGCUCUGCGAUACGCAGCGAUAGAGACGCAACUGCAUCGCGAAGCGCACAACAAGUUCACCGAGCAGUGCACUCGUUUGCUCGGCGAAACGACUUCCGAGCUGCUCGCUGCUCAAGCGGACGCUCUCGAUCACAUCCUUAGCUGGUUGGCGGACCUCAACCGCACUAGGCUGGCACUCUUGCGACGCAGGGUCUUGGGCAAAGUCAUCGGAGGGCUACCAAGUGCAGACGCAGAAAAGCGCAAGAGCUCACAAGAAGUAUUGGAGUCUUUGUCCAGCGCCCUUGAAAGGUUUCAUACGGCGCGUCUAGGCUUGAUUGAGCCUUUCAGAGCGACCAUUGAGUGCACGGGCAGUCCGGAGGAGAGACCUCCGCACCGUUACUUAUAUCAAGGAUUUGUGUUCCAGUUCCACACGGCACGCUUUGGCGAGAGGCUGAUCACCCUGUUGGAAGCGAUCGUCAAGAUGGAAGAGCGUCAAGAUGCGAUCGGUGGGCGCUUCUGGCUGCCCUCGCUACCUCACAUCUUCUCCGCGGAAGCGUGGCACUCCGAGGGUACUGCUGAUGGAGAGCAUGGGCAUGAUGAUGAAGAUCCUGCACACAUGGGUCCGGGCCACUCCUCCAUGCUAGGACGAACAAAGAGGCGCGAUCCUGAUGCGCUGGAACCACAAGGAGCUAUUCAACAAAUUGGCACUCGUGCCAGCACCUUCCUUCACACUCUCGGACGUGGCAACAUGCUCUUCUGCCUCAAGGCAGCCGCCGUCACGGCUUUUCUGAGCCUACCUCAGUUCAUGCGCAGCUCGGCCAGAUUCUGCUACGUCAAUAAAGCCGUCUGGAGCUUGUUCAUGGCACAGCUGACCAUGGCUAGGCAUCGAGGAGAGGUCGCAUUUGGUCUCGUAUCCAGACUCAUUGCCACCACUGCUGGUGCCGCGAUGGGGCUCGUCAUCUGGUACAUCGCAGCGCCUACAGGAUAUCACGCAUCCAGCCCUUACACGCUCAUGGUGACCGCCGCCGUAGCGUUUCCCAUCGUUAUGCUCGUCAGGCUAAACGCACCAGGGCCGCCCAUCACGUCCAUCAUCACGUGCGUGACUGUGGCUCUGGUGCUCGGUUACAGCCUCAAAGACUCCACCAAUCCCACGUUUGGUUUCCGCGGAGUAGGCUGGACUGUAGCCUGGCGCAGGUUCGUUGGUGUCCUCAUUGGCACAGGUGCAGCGCUGGUCAUGGCGAUACUGCCCCCUUCGAGCACUCUGAGGAAGUACCAGCGCCUGGGCCAUGCGGCGACAAUCUCUGAGCUCUGCCAACUCUACUGCGACGUCGUCGCGUACGCUUCGGCACCCCAUCAUCCCGAUCGAUCGCCCACAGAGCUGACAAAAAGGCUGCUGGCAACGAGGAGCAAGCUGCGAAGGCUUGCGCUGACUCGCUCCGUCGUCACUUACGAGUUUUCGCUGCGAGGCAAGUGGCCGGUCAAGCGGUACGAGGAAUUAUCAGCUGUCGCGAUGGAACUAUCGAAGCUGCUGUCGCACGCAGUCACCGUGACGGAGAAGUUAGGCGAAGGAUAUUCUGCCGCCCUUCUUCGAAAGACGCGUUUCUUGGAUCCGGGCUUCUUGGCAGAUUGCAUAUCCGUAUUGUCGCUGUGCGCAACUGCACUGCGGAGCGGCGAGCCUCUACCUCAAGUCAUGCCCGUGCUGAUGGAUAGACUGCUUGUCAGCGGCACGAGCUAUGAGCUCACAGACGUUUCCGACGAAGGCAAGGUCGCAUCCGACAACGUUGCCGCUUCAGAGAUGCAUACAGCGGAGUCUAUGGUCGGAGAUCCAAGUCCUCUAGCACACGACGCAUACAGAUUGCCAAAGCACGUCGACAUGGCUACACUUCAAUCGGAGCAGUAUCAAGCUUUUGCAGUAGGCAUGACCAUCGCUUUUGGCAUCGUGUUGCGCAUCGAUAAGCUUUGCAUGGCGACCAAGGCUCUCGUGGGGGAAAGUUAUCCCGUUCCUGCGGAUUGGAGUUCCAGUCGUAAUCAUUACGCGUUCAGCAAUCCGCCUCAUCGCUCAUAGUCGCGGACCUCUGCCAUGUACACUCGUAACUCUCCUCGGACCCUCCUUUGCGUUCUCGAGAUGCAGACGCAGACGCAGGAUAGCAAUGGUAGCAUGUCUGCAACUUGUAUAAUAAUAAAUUACUACACCUCACUAGGCUUACGCCUUGCACGUCCUUGGCGGCAAUCCUGUCAAAGAUCCAAGAGUCAGGCAGUGCCUGGUGGCAUCAUCAGUAGCUAAGACUGCGCUCGAUGAUUUGAGUGAGCUGCGCCUGGCCAUCCGAGCCACCAGUCACGUCGCCAAUGCCAGGUGCCAAGUCGAGAACACGACGCUGAGGAAUGGACCCUUUGACGAGGGC